AUGCCAACCACUACCACCGUCUCACCGUCAACCACUGUUCAAGUACACCCCUUGGUGCUCUUGUCAGCUACCGAUCACUACAAUCGUGUUGCCAAGGAUACAAAGAAACGCGUUGUCGGCGUCUUGCUCGGUCAGAACAAGGGCAAGACUGUAAACGUCUCCAACAGCUUUGCAGUUCCCUUUGAAGAAGAUGAAAAGGAUCCCUCUGUAUGGUUUCUCGAUCACAACUACAUUGAAGGCAUGAACAACAUGUUUAAGAAGGUCAACGCCAAAGAAAAGAUGAUCGGUUGGUAUCAUAGUGGACCCAAGUUACGCCCAUCCGACCUCGAGAUCAAUGAGUUAUUCAAGCGGUACACACCCAAUCCGGUUCUUGUCAUUGUGGAUGUCAAGCCCAAGGAUGUUGAAAUACCCACGGAUGCUUAUUUUGCCAUUGAAGAAAUCAAGGAGGAUGGCACAGCAACCACCAAGACAUUUAUGCACGUUCCUUCCGAGAUUGUUGCAGAAGAAGCCGAGGAGAUUGGUGUGGAGCAUUUGCUAAGAGAUAUCAAGGAUAAUGCUGUGGGAACAUUGUCUACCCGCAUCAGUGGCCAAUUGGGAUCGUUGGCAGGUCUUCAAGGUCGAUUGGAAGAGAUUAGGGAUUAUCUUCAAAAGGUCGUCGCUGGCAAACUCCCCGUCAAUCAUCAGAUCAUUUACAACCUUCAAGACAUUUUCAACCUGUUGCCAAAUCUCGAGGUCCAGGAAAUGGUCAACGCUUUCAGCACCAAGACAAACGAUCAAUUGCUUAUGAUCUAUCUUUCCAGCUUGAUUCGUUCAGUGAUUGCACUCCACAACCUCAUCAACAACAAGAUUGAUAAUCUCAAGGGCGAAGAGGGAACCUUGUUAGCACCAUCAUCAGCCAAUGCCGCUGCAGCUGACAAGGAAAAGGAAAAGAAUGCCGCAACAACCAAUGAGCAGGAUAAGGAAAAGAAGAAUGAAGGUGAAAAGUAG
Molecule: messenger RNA, 987 nt
Organism: Lichtheimia ornata
Lineage: Eukaryota; Fungi; Mucoromycota; Mucoromycetes; Mucorales; Lichtheimiaceae
Exons: 4
Coding region: 1-987 (328 amino acids)
Biological process (GO): proteasome-mediated ubiquitin-dependent protein catabolic process
Cellular component (GO): proteasome regulatory particle; proteasome complex
Molecular function (GO): protein binding; metallopeptidase activity
Source: RefSeq, a predicted model, not a curated record